Labrus bergylta (ballan wrasse) is the source of this 2964-nucleotide messenger RNA. It is a transcript of the gene siah1, whose product is annotated as siah E3 ubiquitin protein ligase 1. Gene Ontology annotation, biological process: proteasome-mediated ubiquitin-dependent protein catabolic process; multicellular organism development. Gene Ontology annotation, cellular component: cytoplasm. Gene Ontology annotation, molecular function: ubiquitin protein ligase activity; ubiquitin conjugating enzyme binding; zinc ion binding. The record is from RefSeq and is a predicted model, not a curated record. Lineage: Eukaryota; Metazoa; Chordata; Actinopteri; Labriformes; Labridae.
CUGUGCGCGCUCCCGAGCGGCUGGUACUUAACGCCUGGCGUCUCGUCUCUGCUACAGAAGAAGUGCGAAUGUGUACACCGAGCUAACGAAGGAAAUACCACCACAUCGCCAUACACACACCCACAUAACUGCAGUGAGCUGAAGGAUAUUUCGUCCGAGAGGUCCCCACAUUUCAAGAGAAGACGAAAGCCUUAUUUGGAAAUCUUAUGGACGAAGAAAUGAGUCGCCAGACUGCCACCGCGCUGCCCACAGGAACCUCCAAGUGCCCCCCCUCUCAGCGCGUGCCCACCCUGUCAGGCACCACAGCCUCCAACAGCGACCUGGCCAGCCUGUUCGAGUGUCCUGUCUGCUUCGACUAUGUCCUACCCCCCAUCCUGCAGUGCCAGUCCGGACACCUGGUAUGCUCCAACUGUCGGCCCAAACUCACCUGCUGCCCCACCUGCCGAGGCCCUCUGGGCUCCAUCAGGAAUCUGGCCAUGGAGAAGGUGGCCAACUCAGUCCUCUUCCCCUGCAAGUACGCCUCGUCGGGCUGCGAAGUCACCCUGCCUCACACCGACAAGACGGAACACGAAGAGCUGUGCGAGUUCCGGCCGUACUCCUGCCCCUGCCCAGGAGCCUCCUGCAAGUGGCAGGGCUCCCUGGAUGCUGUCAUGCCCCACCUGAUGCACCAACACAAGUCCAUCACCACGCUGCAGGGGGAGGACAUCGUGUUCCUGGCCACAGACAUCAACCUGCCGGGUGCAGUGGACUGGGUGAUGAUGCAGUCCUGCUUCGGCUUCCACUUCAUGCUGGUGUUAGAGAAGCAGGAGAAAUACGACGGCCACCAACAGUUCUUCGCCAUCGUGCAGCUCAUCGGGACUCGCAAGCAGGCCGAGAACUUCGCCUACCGGCUGGAGCUCAAUGGGCACCGGCGCCGCCUGACCUGGGAGGCCACGCCGCGCUCCAUCCACGAGGGCAUCGCCACAGCCAUCAUGAACAGCGACUGCCUGGUGUUCGACACGUCCAUCGCACAGCUGUUUGCAGAGAACGGCAACCUGGGCAUCAACGUCACCAUAUCCAUGUGCUAAGAACUUUUCAACAGAAGAGGGACAAAGAGUUACUGAUUGUGUCAUGGGGCAACUUUUAGGGGGUCAAAUUGGUUGUGACCUCACAGCGCCCCCCCUUUCUGCCUCACCCCUUUGAGACAUGGAACUGGACUGUCUGAUCAGGCAGCCGUGGAGACCCAGGGGGUGGGAUGGAUGGAUGGAUGAAUGGAUGGAUGGAUGAAUGGAGGAAUAAUUAUAAACAAGGACAUUACUGUGUAGUGAUGGCUGUAGACUUUUAAACACACACAAACGUCUAUGUGAGACUCAUGCACGCACAUGCAGCCUCGCCGUCUUUUGGUCAUAAACACAGACACAAACGGUCAAACCCCCCUGCCCCCCGCCCUCCUUAUUUCAGUGUCUCUGUUGCCGUUUAAUCUUUCAAACAGCUCGCCAGCCCUCUCUCAAAGAAACAGAGGCUGCUCACUCAAGCUACUUUUCAACAUGGACUCCAGGUCAGUAGGGGGGAAGCUAGCCAGUUAUCUAGCGCACACCCCGAAUAAUUCCUGCUGCUUGUAAUCCACCUCUCCGGACCUCCUGGAAUGAAAAGGUUCACGCUCUGCCAACAGUUGCAGGGCUACCCCAUAACGUGGCUGUGGCCUGGUUUCUCCACAGUGGGUGUCUUCAUGUAUUAGCUAGCUCAAACUGGAACCAAGAGCUGGUGAAGUUCAUCGGCAGAUUAGGAAAUUUAUCUCCACCUCUGACAGAUGUUGGCUAUUGAUCGCCAUGGAAACACCUCCCACGGGCAUGGGCGGCUGUAGCAUCCACAUAACCACAGACACCCAGUUAUGUCCAGGAUGACUGAACGGUGAAUGAACUGAACAUUUUUUUGAACAUCCGUACAUCUGGAUUCAUUCCGGCCCACAUCUGGUCCACAUCGGUUCAUUCAAGGCUAAAGAUUGUGCAUCGGACGCUCUUUAAAUAGUUGACCCUUGUCUUUGAUAGUUCUUUGGACAGACUCUCAUACUGAAUAGAUUUAAGAAGGACCGCAGCGACGUCGGCCCCGGAUGUGUUUUUUUUUAUCUUCAUUUUCACGGAGUGGAUAAAACAGCAGAGGUGAAGGUCUUGCACACUAAAACACACACCUGUUCUUUGCAUUACAGGCGGUGUGUUCAGGUGUACACAGGAUUAAUUAACUGUAUGUCAGAGAAGUUUCAGCUUUUGUUUUUGUUUUUCAGAGCGAGGAAAAAAAUACACUGCAUUUCAGUUUGAGUCACCAUUUUCAUUUGCGUUUAUUUCUUAAGUAUGUUAUUUCUUUUUAAUUAUUUUAGUUGUUUUUUGUAUGAGAAGAGUGAAGAUCUCCUGAUGUUUGUGUGUGUGUAUGAAUGUGUGUGAGCGUGUGUGUGAGAUGGACAUGUGGCAAAGAGCCUGCUCACUUCCUCCUUUCUCUUCUUUCAUUUCUUCUCUGCCUCCAUCGCGCUCUGUCUGCUGCCAGUGUCGGCCUCAACCACUGAUAGACUGAUCGCCCAACUAGGAAUGAGGGACAGUUUCUAUGGUUACAAUGUUGCUAUUGUUAUUAUUAUUAAAUGGAGAUUAUCAUAAUUAUCAUUUUUUGUAAUGACUUUUAAAAACAAAAAUGAAAAGGCUGUAACUUGUGGCUAAAACUAAAGUGUUUGUAGUUAAAAAGCAAGUUGUGUCGUUCAUCUGAAGGUUUGUUUUUCUCCCAGUUGGAUUGUUUACUCCUCAUCUAUUCGUCUCUCUGUCUUCAUGUUUGUGUGGUAAGUCUCUUUCUUUUUCUUUUUGUUCCAGAGGAGGGAGGGAGGUCAAGCCAAUCAUCUCUCCCUGUCUCUUCAUGUGGAGUCUCAGUGAUGUCGCUGCUCCCCUUCAACUCCUUGACUCUUUAUGUUUUACUUUGUCAUUAAAUAAAUCUAUCUUUUUCAUA